Messenger RNA from Mastomys coucha (southern multimammate mouse), 2318 nucleotides. RefSeq names its product BORA aurora kinase A activator (gene Bora). Bases 472 to 2076 code for a protein of 534 amino acids. Lineage: Eukaryota; Metazoa; Chordata; Mammalia; Rodentia; Muridae. The record is from RefSeq and is a predicted model, not a curated record. Gene Ontology annotation, cellular component: nucleus; cytoplasm. Gene Ontology annotation, molecular function: protein kinase binding. Gene Ontology annotation, biological process: regulation of mitotic spindle organization; regulation of mitotic nuclear division; activation of protein kinase activity. The transcript has 12 exons.
CGCCAGACCGCGUCGAUUUGAAUUUGGAGCCUCGUUCACUUGCGCGGAACGUAGAGCGAGGAGUUAGCGUUCGAAUUCACCCCACCGCCUCGACGCCAUUGGCUGGUUCGCGGACGGCGGUGGGACGCGAUUGGCCGGCGGCCUCUCCCCGCCCCGCGCCCUGGUUGGCCGGAGAGCACGGAGGGAGUUAAAGAGUCGGCGCCUGCCGUGGGCUCUGCGAGAGAUGCUAGAACUUCCACGCUGCCCGCGAAUGUAGGUACGUCCUCCGUGGCCCCAGGUCUGGACUCCUGCUUGGAGUUGGACGGCUCUGGUUUCCUGGCUCCAGACGUGCCUGGGGAGCUCGCCCGGGUGAGAAGGGGAGCAGAGAGAGAGAGGGACGCCUGGAAAUUGAGUGGUCGCUGGAAGUGACGUCUCUGCUGUUACCGAGGGAGCCCGCUCAACUUUGAUCUUCCAAAAUUUGCUUCCUGGGCUAUGGGAGAUGUCAGCGAAUUAAAAAUGCAAAUAACACCAGAAACUCCUGGAAGGAUCCCUGUUUUAAAUCCCUUUGAAAGUCCUAGUGAUUAUUCUAAUCUCCAUGAACAAACCCUUGCUAGCCCUUCGGUCUUUAAGUCCACAAAACUACCAACUCCAGGGAAGUUUAGGUGGUCUAUUGAUCAGCUGGCUGUUAUAAAUCCUGUAGAAAUAGACCCCGAGGAGAUUCAUCGCCAGGCUUCUUACUUGAGUCUUUCUCGAAUAGAUAAAGAUGUGGAAGACAAAAGACAAAAAGCCAUUGAAGAGUUUUUUACUAAAGAUGUUAUUGUGCCUUCUCCCUGGACUGACCAUGAUGGCAAACAGCCUCCAGAGCUUCAUCCCAGUAAAUGCCUAAAUAGCAAUAAUGAUUCUCCUGUUGGGAAAAAGCCAAGUCUCCCUCCUCAGAAAUGCAAUGCUGCCUGCCAAACUCUGCUGUCUCUGCCUGUGGAUUUUAAUUUGGAAGCCAUACUAGGAGACUAUUUUAGAGCGGAUGACUUUGUGGACCAAUCUCCUGGGAACCUCAGUUCUUCAUCUCUCAGAAGAAAGCUAUUUUUAGAUGUGAAUGGGAGCAUCUCUGACUCCUUACCUUCAGCUUCUCCCGGAAGUCCUCCCUGCAGUGCCCGAGGAUCUCUUGAGGGACAGUUUUCUUCCAGCCCCAUUCAGAACAGUGCAAAAAAGUACAGCUUGGGGAGCGUCAGUACCAGCCCAUCAGCCCUCUCCUCACCCACUUUCUCACCAAUCGCACUUAAAGUAGGAAAGACGCCGCGCUCAGAACCCAGGAGGUUUACAUUUCAUUCUCCCGAAGCUUCAUCUGGAGUGACUUCGACCGGGACUGCUAACCCGAGCAUCAGGAGCCCGUAUAUAGAUGGCUGCUCACCAAUUAGAAAUUGGUCUCCUUGGAGACUGAGAGGUGGCCCUCAGUGUUUGUCCUCACUGAUUCGGAUACCUUUUACUCUUGAGGCUCCCAGUGAAGAUGAAGAAGCCGACGUUUCCUCCACGGAUGUCACUCCACGAGGCACAAAGUCUGAGGCAGUUCCUCUCCAUCAGUUGAACUGUGAGACCUUGGCUUGUGGCGAGCCUCUAGUUGUCGCUGCCAUGUCUGUUACGCAGAGUCAGUCUAGUACUUCUGAGAAAGAGCGAGCACUGCUGGAGGAUGUGGAAAGUGAGAGGGAAAAUGACACCGUGGAUAUGGUCGAUCCGAUAGACACAGUAGGGGAAAGCACUUGGAUAAAAGAGCCAGUGGAUAAUGGGAAUUUAGCUAUGACUGAUUCUGUGAAUGGAAUUGCCUUCAGUAUUGAAAACUCUCAUAUGUGCAUGUCGCCUCUCGCAGAAAGCAGUGUGCUGCCCUGUGAAAGCAGUGCUAUUCAGAUGGACAGUGGCUAUAACACACAGACUUGUGGGAGUAAUAUCACUGAUAUUGUUGGGACAGAAAGCUAUUGCAAAGAAAAUGUCACACAGUCCUUUGAAGUGGAAAUGAAACCUCAAGUCAAUAACAUAACGCAAGGACACACAGUGCAGAGGUGCUGGAUGAAAUCUCCAGGCCCAUCUCAGUGCAGCAGCCCAUAGUCUCAAGACCAGCGACUGCUGCUCAGUCGCCCUUCCAUAUUUAUAAGGGGCUGCGAGUUAAUGUGAUGGUGAUUGACGGGUGUGCCCACUUCACGAAAUGUGCCUGCUUCCCUCCCUCCUUAAUGUGAAAGGCUGCAAAGGAAAUUAGUGACAGGACCAGAAACUCCAAGUUGUUAAAUUAUACAUUUAUUUUUUAAAAUCAAUAAAUAUUUUUAUAUUUGCUUCAAGUGGUUUAACAAAAA